UCUACUCGGCUUUACCAAUUAUCAGUUUCCUCCAAAAGAAAAAAUAAUAAAAAAUGAGAGUAUGGGAGCGAAGCAGAUUAGCUCUGCGUUCUGUAUUUGGUGCUCAGAAUCAGAACGUUUCGGGACGUUUCUUCUAUUCCUCAAUCUCUAAUCCUACUAAUACGAAUAUUGAAGAGAGAUUGUAUCGGAGGAUCUCUCCGGUGGGUAACCCCAACGUUUCGGUUGUGCCGAUUCUUGAGCAGUGGGUUCAAGAAGGCAAGCCUGUUAGUCAGAUUGAACUUCAGCGUAUCAUCAAAGAGCUCAGAAUCUUCAAGCGUUUCCAUCACGCUCUUGAGAUAUCUCAAUGGAUGAGCGAUAAAAGAUACAUGCAUCUUUCGACCAAGGAUGUUGCCGCUCGGUUAGACUUGAUCUCAAAGGUUCAUGGCCUGGAUGAAGCAGUGAACUAUUUCAAUGACAUUCCAGCAGCAUUGAAAAUUUUUGAGGUCUAUAGCACUCUUCUCAACUGCUAUGCCAAUGAAAAGUCUGUGGAAAAAGCCGAGGAAAUCAUGCAGCAAAUGAGGGAUAUGUGGGAUCAUAAGACACCGAUUUGUUAUAACAUAAUGAUGAAUCUGUAUUAUCAUACUGAAGACUAUGAUAAACUAGAUUCCCUCAUGUCUGAAAUGGAAGAAAAAGGCAUCCCUUUCGACACAUACACUUUCAGCAUUCGGAUGAGUGCAUAUGUUGCCAUUUCCGACGUUGAGGGGGUGAAUAAAAUCAUGGAAAAAGUGGAGUCCUAUCCAGGGUUAGUUCUGGACUGGAACUUUUAUUCGGUUGCCGCAAGCUCGCACCUCAACGUUGGGCUAGUAGAUAAGGCUGUUGAGAUGCUGAAGAAGCUUGAGGACCGGCUACCAACUGUCAACAGGAAGUCUUUUGCAUUUGAUGCUCUCCUCAAAUCCUACGCCCUGAUUGGAAACAGAGAUGAGUUGUACCGUAUUUGGGACCUGUACAAGAAGGAGAAACUGUUUAACAAGGGAUACAAGAGUAUGAUAUGCUCGCUUUUGAGGAUUGAUGAUGUUGAAGGAGCUGCGAAAAUUUAUGAGGAAUGGGAAUCUAGGGGCUUACCAUUUGACUUUUUAAUUCCCGACUUGAUGAUUGAUACCUAUUUCAGAAAAGGGCUUCUAGAGAAGGCUGAAGCACUAGUGGACAAGGCGAUAGCUAAAGGAGAUGAGUCUUCAGUCGAGUUAUGGUAUUAUUUGGUGAUUCGGAGUCUUGAGCAUAACCAAAUCUCCAAGGCGGUCGAAGCAUUGAAGAAGGCAAUCUCGGUGUGGUCACCUGGAUCAAAGCCGAGCAAGGAGACUCUGUCGGUCUGUUUGGAGUAUUUGGAUGGUAAGGUAGACAUUGAAGGCGCUCAGAUGUCCAUCAAUUUGCUGAGAACUGAAGGUAUUUCCUAUGCAGCUUCUCAUGAGAAAUGGCUGAAUUUCACAAGGGGUGGCGACUCAAUGUCCACCUAGUUGGUUCUCAAAUGGAGGAGAUUGCUAAGUGGUUAGCUCAAAAUUAUAUCGAUGUCAUAAACUCAGAACUCGGUUCCCCAAAAAUCUCUAGCAAACUAGUGAGAAUACUGAGGCUUCAUUUAUUUCGUGGAUUCGAGUUUUUAAUUCGAAUUGA
Molecule: messenger RNA, 1644 nt
Organism: Morus notabilis
Lineage: Eukaryota; Viridiplantae; Streptophyta; Magnoliopsida; Rosales; Moraceae
Product: pentatricopeptide repeat-containing protein At2g20710, mitochondrial
Exons: 2
Coding region: 54-1490 (478 amino acids)
Cellular component (GO): mitochondrion
Molecular function (GO): protein binding
Source: RefSeq, a predicted model, not a curated record